GGCCUCCCUGAUGCCGAGGGAUGGAUAGAGCGGCUGCCCUGCGAGCCGCCGGCAUGCUGGAGAGGAAGGAGCGGAGCGGCGGCGAGGCGGCGGGGCCGCGGGGCUUGCCGGCCGUGCGGAGCACGCUGCAGCAGUGCGGGCUGCUGCAGGACCUCAUCGACAUCUCGCUCUCCAACCUGCGCGGGCUCCGCACCAAGUGUGCCGCGUCCAACGACCUCACGCAGCAGGAGAUCCGCACGCUGGAGGUGAAGCUGAUUGACUACAUCCACAGGCAGCGGCAGUGCAAGCUCAGCGUGCCCCUGAGCGACAGGACGGCCGAGCUCAACAGCUACCCCCGCUUCCACGACUGGCUGGACAUCGUCAACGUGAGGAAAGAGGUUGUGCAGAGGAUACCAGAGGAGCUGACCUUGGAUGCCUUACUAGAAAUGAAUGAGUCAAAGGUGAAGGAAACAAUGAAGAGAUGUGGUGCCAGAGAUGAGGAGUGCUCCAGGCUCAACGGGGCACUCAGCUGCCUACGCAAGGUGACAGAAUCAGGUGGGGAGCUGAAGGACGACGUGCUGGUGAACCUGCCCGAGGCGCGCCGGGACAGCAGCUCCUCCCAGCCGGACCCACUGCCCAUGCCCAGGGCCUGCACCCAGCCCCGCUCCGUGUCCGUGUCCACAGCCCCUCCCUCAGAGCCCCCGGCGAGCCACGGACCCUCCGUGUACGCAGAAAACCUCCUGGAGCCCUUGGUGCUGGCCAGCCAGGGGGGGAGGCUGACACCCAGGACUCACAGCAUCACCAUCACCCCCCCGGCCACGCCACAGGCCAGGCGGAGGCACAAGCUGAAGCCACCACGGACUCCUCCCCCCCCCUGCAGGAAGGUGUUCCAGCUGCUGCCCAACUUCCCAACCCUCACGAGGAGCAAGUCCCACGAAUCACAGCUGGGAAACAGGAUAGAUGAAGUUCCUCCAAUAAAGUUCGAGCUCUCCCAGGGAUCCCCUCAGACGGUACGAAGAGACUUUGGCCUGGCGGUGACACACAGGUUCUCUACCAAGUCCUGGCUGUCUCAGAUUUGCCAAGUCUGUCAGAAAAGCAUGAUGUUCGGGGUGAAGUGUAAGUACUGCAGAUUAAAAUGUCACAACAAAUGUACUAAAGAGGCACCUGCUUGUAGAAUAUCCUUCCUUCCCAUAGCAAAAAUAAGAAGAACAGAAUCUGUCCCAUCUGAUAUCAAUAAUCCAGUAGACAGACCCACAGAACCACAGUUUGGAACUCUCCCCAAAGCACUAACUAAAAAGGAGCAUCCACCAGCAAUAAACCACCUGGACUCCAGCAGUAAUCCUUCCUCUACAACCUCAUCCACUCCAUCCUCCCCAGCACCCUUCCAGUCUUCCAACCCUCCCAGUGCAACGCCUCCCCCAAACCCAUCUCCCAUGGGCCAGAGGGACGGGCGAUUCAACUUCCCAGCUGCCUACUACCUUCAGCAUAGACAACAGUUUAUCUUCCCAGAAAUUCCCAGCCCUGCACAAACAGCACAACCUCCAGAAACUGCUGCAGACACUAACACUGCCCAGCCAGGCCCGGGUGGAGGUGGACACGAGGCACAGGUGGAAGAACCAGAGACAAAUAAAUCGGAGCCUGAGGAUGACGAGGAUGAGGUGGAAGAUUUGCCGAACCGGCGGCCGCACCUGCAGGGGAUGAUCUACCGCAAGCCCAGCCAGACCAGCGUGUACCUGCAGGAGUGGGACAUCCCCUUCGAGCAGAUUGAGCUGGGGGACCCCAUCGGCCAGGGCCGCUGGGGGAAGGUCUACAAGGGCAAGUGGCACGGGGAGGUGGCCAUCAGGCUGCUGGAGAUCGACGGGAACAACCAGGAUCAUCUCAAGCUCUUUAAAAAGGAAGUGAUGAACUACAGACAGACCCGGCACGAGAACGUGGUGCUGUUCAUGGGAGCCUGCAUGAACCCCCCUCACUUAGCAAUCAUUACCAGCUUCUGCAAAGGAAGGACACUGCACUCCUUUGUGAGGGACCCCAAGAUAUCCCUGGACAUUAACAAAACCAGGCAGAUAGCACAGGAGAUCAUUAAGGGCAUGGGGUAUCUCCACGCAAAGGGCAUCGUACAUAAGGAUCUGAAAUCCAAGAAUGUUUUCUAUGACAAUGGGAAAGUUGUGAUCACCGACUUUGGAUUAUUUGGGAUUUCGGGCGUGGUUCAGGAAGGAAGGAGGGAGAACGAACUGAAGUUGCCUCAUGACUGGCUGUGCUACCUGGCCCCCGAGAUCGUCCGGGAGAUGGCCCCGGGGAAAGAUGAGGACAAGCUGCCUUUCUCCAAAGCUGCAGAUAUCUAUGCCUUUGGGACGGUGUGGUUCGAGCUGCAGGCUCGGGAGUGGCCGUUCCGGACCCAGCCCGCAGAGGCGCUCAUCUGGCAGAUCGGCAGCGGAGAGGGGGUGCGGCAGGUCCUGGCCACCGUCAGCCUGGGCAAGGAGGUCAAUGAAAUCCUGUCGGCGUGCUGGGCCUUCGACCUGAGCGAGAGGCCGAGCUUCACUGUGCUCAUGGAGAUGCUGGAAAAGCUGCCAAAACUCAACCGCCGGCUCUCCCACCCGGGGCACUUCUGGAAGUCUGCUGACAUUAACAGUAGCAAAGUUGUCCUGCGUUUUGAAAGAUUUGGCUUGGGAAUCCUGGAGCCGAGUAACCCAAAGCUGUAGCACGGUGUCCGUGUUUCUGCCUGCUCCCACACGGCACCAGAAACCCUCAGUGCUCCUCCGUGCUGAGGCUGGUGCAGCCCCUCUGAAGACCAUCAGCUCAGCUCCGUGUCCUGCCUGAGCACCAGCAGUUAUUUAAACAAUGUUUACAUGAUACUUUUGUGUGAACUAUAUUUUUUUAAACAUAAUAAACAGUGACUCGAGUUUAA
Molecule: messenger RNA, 2884 nt
Organism: Empidonax traillii (willow flycatcher)
Lineage: Eukaryota; Metazoa; Chordata; Aves; Passeriformes; Tyrannidae
Gene: KSR1
Product: kinase suppressor of ras 1
Exons: 20
Coding region: 21-2678 (885 amino acids)
Biological process (GO): protein phosphorylation
Molecular function (GO): protein kinase activity; ATP binding
Source: RefSeq, a predicted model, not a curated record